Nothobranchius furzeri (turquoise killifish) is the source of this 1845-nucleotide messenger RNA. Its product is annotated as protein FAM181B. The record is from RefSeq and is a predicted model, not a curated record. NCBI's taxonomy places the organism in Eukaryota, Metazoa, Chordata, Actinopteri, Cyprinodontiformes, Nothobranchiidae.
AUGCAGGUGGUCGAGCAAAAGCAAAGAGUUAAUCCUGUGGUUCCUUCGCUCCUCCUCUUUGAUGUCCUGACAUCAUUAGCCCUGCCCCGCAAAAGAUCUCCUUUAUCCUCAGAGCCCAUCACUUCCACUCUGAAAUGUUUGAAGCCGCUUUCCCGCAGAACAAAGCCACGCUAUGAAGAAACUACAGCUCCAAGGAUCACAGUGGAUGCCACAAGUGUAGCCUCUGGGCUCAGCAGAGGUAUGGCCGUUCAGACUGCAAUCAUGAACUCUCAGUUCAUGAGUUUCUGCUUUCCCGACUCUGUGAUGGAGUAUGACGUGGAGAAAAGCCUAGAUGGGAGUCUCCUGUGCGAGGCAGAAAAUGAUGACGACUUCAAAGAGACCACCAGGGACCUGCUGAGCUUCAUAGACUCGGCCUCCAGCAACAUCAAGCUGGCUCUGGACAAGCCGGUGAAAUCCAAAAGGAAAGUCAACCAUCGGAAGUACCUGCAGAAGCAAAUCAAACGGUGCACGGGCAUCAUCACACCAGGACAUGUAGCAGAAGGGCCUGUGGAGAGGCAGGGUUCCCCGGGGAUGCAGCCGGGCCCUUUGCAGAGCAAAACUCCACCUAAGCGAGACGAAGUACAGGCCAGCUUACAGAGCAAGAGCCUGGCAGCGCUCUUCAGCCCUGCGAAGGAGGUACGAGGAGAGAAAGCCAAGAAGCCCCCUCUGAGGCAUCGCAACUUGCCUCCGUCUUUCUUCACCGAGCCUGCCAACUGCUCCAAAGUCAUCUCCACAUCCGGGAUGACGCUGAAGGACUUGGAGCGAGGGAAUCCUGAGGCUGCGGAGUUCUUUGAGCUCUUGGGACCUGAUUACAGCAACAUGAUAGGCGACCAGGAUCUUUAUCAGGGCGCACCUCUGAGGGCACAGCCAGAUUUGGGCGGCUUGGAUCCGGUUUCCUACGAUGCUCACCAUUUAGUUGGUGGUCUGCUUUACUCUGAGCCCUGGACGAGCUGCUCGGGGCCUCCUAAGAAACUCGGGGAGAGUCUCCGUACGGGCUUGGCUCAGCCUCCUAUCUACAGUCAGUCUGAGGAAGCUUCCGGGUCCAUCGAUGACAGCGGACUGAGCUCUUUGGCUUUCUCUAACUUCUUCACAGACUGCUCCAUACCUCAAGUGACUUAUGACUUAAACUGUGGAUAUAGUAAAGCGAAUUAUUCAAGUCCAUGAAAGAAAAUGUCAGUUUUGUUGUUAGACAAGCAGGUAAGCAGGUAAAAACUGUUCUAACAUUAGUGUGAAACUGAUUAAUUUGGCUUUUUUUUUUGUUGCAGAAGUAACUUUACAACAUCCCUGCUCAAGCGUUAAAUCCCACAGAGAUCUAAUUAUUAUAUCAAACAAGAGAAGAAGUAUCAAAAUAUCCUUGUUUUGGUAUGAAAUUACUAUAUUAUUAUCGUCAUUCUGCAAAAACAAAACAUGCAUCUAACUUUAAAUGUCUUUAGAUUUGCUGAUGGGUAGUUUCAUUCGAGAAUUUGCCAAUCAGAAAUGAAUUUUUAACAUUUUUGGGUCUCAAGAAAGCUGCUGGAUUACCGUGGUUGCUGGUUUGGUCGACAAAACCUCUGACAUGAACAGCAGAGCUGCUGUAAAGACAACAAAACUACAGCUGCACUCUUCUCAUCCCUGUUAGAAACAGCCUCGUGCCUCAAGAUCAAAGGAAAAACUAAUCUAUGCUUAAUUUUAGAAAGAAGAAGAAUUUUAUUGUUCUGAAUUCUAUUUCAGCUGGCAAAGUGAACUUUUACAAAGUGUUUUUAGUAAAGAUUUUAUUGUAUCUAGUUAUUGUGAUAUGACUAAAUAAAGCUGGUCUUUAUUACUGGG